Cuscuta campestris is the source of this 682-nucleotide messenger RNA. NCBI's taxonomy places the organism in Eukaryota, Viridiplantae, Streptophyta, Magnoliopsida, Solanales, Convolvulaceae. The record is from the annotation of a GenBank genome assembly.
CGACUUGUUGAUUGCAGCUUCCCACUCUUUGGGAAUACAAUAAAUUGAGUAUGUUGCACCUGGUUGCAAGCGUUGUAAAGUCUGGAAUUCAUGGAAGGACCUUUUCUUGUGAUAGUGGAAAACCUAUACCUGCUUCAAUAGACAUAAAAGGAAUAAAUUACACGAUAAAAGCUGGCGAAACGUUUGCUGAUUACCACCGCCUGUUAGCCCCAGGUGAAAAUUAUGAAGUGAUAGCAACAAUGACGGGAUACAAGCCAAAGAGGACGCAAAUUGUUCUGAAGGAAGAAGCCACGAGUCUGGACUUCAUUCUUGAUCCAGUAAUCGCGGCUAAUGCAGAUGGGUUUUUGCUUAAAAGAUGGGAUCACAGCUUCCUGCAUUGGUGGCAGUCGAACCUUUUUGUCAUUUUGGUUCUAAUAUUGGCCUUUCUCCUCUGCGUCUUUCUGAAGAAGAGCAGAGUGUUGAACCGUUCCAAGCAUAGACCGAACGGAGGAUCCAAAAGGCCUUCCUUAGUAUGAGCAUUUUGAGUUUACCCUACCAAAGCUCCAAAAAGUUUGGGGUUUUUUUUUCUUUUCACCUCACCAUAUGCACACGAUUUACUACUUGUAUGUGAUGUUAUAUCUUCUACUGCGUCAUUAUUACUCCUUGGCUAUGUACUUCUUUUUCGUUCCAAUUUAUUGUCCGG